AUGACCACCAAUAAGGAGAGAUGUCACUUCCAGGUGGGUGACUUCGUGGACAGUUAUGGUGGACAGCCGAACUUCAGGACUCCCAACACACCCAAGAAGAUCCACCAGUGCCCUGUAUGCCCGUACACCACACCCAAUCGCUCCCACUGGAUUGUUCACUGCCGAACACACACUGGUGAAAAGCCAUAUUCAUGCUCAUACUGUCCAUAUGAGGCAGUUGCCAAGAGUGACCUGAAGAGACAUAUUAGAAUUCACACAGGAGAAAAACCAUUCUCUUGUCCUCACUGCCCAUAUCAGACUGCUGUCAGUGCAAGCCUCAAGAGACACAUUCUUACCCACACAAGAGAAUUGAAUGGUAUUUGGAUACAAGAAAAUAGUCUAGUGACAGUAAGUAAGAAAGAAGACAACUCAGAAAGGACUAACCUCUGUACCAAAUGCUUUAUCACAUUACUAAGCUCCACCUCCCCAACAGAUGAGGCUGGAGACAUCGAGAAGACACUCAUGUGCUACUGCCACCAUCACCACCACCUCUGUGGCUGGAACUUCCAUCAAGAUCCACCAGUGCCCAUACUGUGCCUACACAACCUCCAUCAUCUCCAACCUGAAGAAGCAUGCACGCAUCCAUACUGGAGAGAAACCUUUUGCCUGUCCCCACUGCCCCUUUCGUGCAACCCAAAUGGAAAACCUCAGGAAACAUGUCCGCACCCACACUGGCGAGAAACCCUACACUUGCCAACAAUGCAUGUACCGCACCACAAAGAAGAGCUGUUUAAUGAGACAUAUCAUGACUGUGCACAACGUUUGAAGAUGUUAGCAAGAUGUGAGGACCUAGGAUCCAGUGAGGGCAUCAGUAGGAAGCAUCUGUGGAGGAAUGUCAGUAACAGCAAUAGUUAUCCAUCAGGCACCAAGAUCCACCAAUGCCUCUACUGUUCCUACACCAGUACCUUGAAGUGCAAUUUGCUUCGUCAUGAGAGGACUCACACAGGAGAGAAACCCUUCCCAUGUCCACACUGUAAUUUUCGUUGUUCACAGAACUCGGAUCUGAAGAAGCACAUUCGCAUUCAUACAGGAGAGAAGCCCUUUGCAUGUUCACUCUGUCCAUAUAGGUCAUCCCGGAAAGAGAGUCUGAGGAGCCACAUGCGAACACACACUACAACUGUGCGCAAUUGAUGACAGAACUCUGAUAUCAGGUUUUGUAAUAUAGGAUAACAGGCAUUAUCAGUUUUCCAAUUUGUAUGUCUUUUUUUUUACUCAAAAGUUUUAUUUUCUAUUGCAUAAAGCUACUGAAAUGUACAUAUAAUGGAUCCUGUAUAUUGGAGGUAUUUAUAUUUUAAGUUUGGUUAUAUUAAUCAUAGACUUAAAGAUUGCCAAUGAAUGAAAAUUCAUAUAGAUCUAAAAGAUACCAAGAAGUGAGAUGAAUACCAGUUCAGUAGUUUACAAAUCUACAUUAAAGAUGGAACUUGCACAACAAACUUCACCAAACCAAAUUUUGGAGAAAAGUAUUAUCAUCCAAUGAUAUUGAGUAAAAGCUGCCAUGAUAUGAAAUGCUUUCUGAUUCAAAAAUUAAUUUUAUUUUUGUAAUCUCUAUUUAUUUGCAGCAGCUUUACUUUAAUUUAUUAAUUUAGUGAAAUCUAUCAUUCACUAAUUUUAUUAGAAAGGCAAUAAAGUAAGUGAAUGUAACUGUAUUUAUAAAAAUAGUUUAAACAAGGAAGUUUAUAUGAGCUUCCUGCCAAAUAGUGACACCAGUUCAGAUGAGACAUGUCAAUGUUGCUUAUAUCACCAAUUAUGUUUUAUGUAACAAGCUCAAGUCACCCAACUUCUGUUUCAUAUAAUCUUGUCUUUCAAAAUCUUUUGCGCAGAAUUAUUCAAAUGAAUUUAUAUUAUUCUACAACAUAUGAUUAUUGAUGAAAAAUAUGCUUAUAGUAAACAACUGAGCAUAGAGUAAAAUAAUUAUUGAACCAGUAAUAUAGUUAUUAACACCUGAAGUAAACCUAUUCACUAGCAAAAAAAGUCACUGAGUGUGGGAAUUAAGCUUACUCCCCAUUUCCUUCCCUCUCCCUCUCCUGUUCCCAUUUCCUUCUCUUCCUCUCCUGUCCACAUUUCCUUCCCUCUCCUCCUCCUGUCCCAAUUUCCUUCCCUUUCCCUCUCCCUCUCCUGUUCCAAUUUCCAUCCCUUUCCCUCUCCUGUCCCAAUUUUCUUCCCUUUCCCUCUCCUUCCCAAUUUCCUUCGCUCUCCCUCUCCUUCUCAAUUUCCUUCCCUCUCCCUCUCCUGUCCUAAUUUUCUUCCCUUUCCCUCUCCUGUCCCAAUUUCCUCCCCUCUCCCUCUCCUUCCCAGUUUCCUUCCCUUUACCUCUCCUGCCAGCUGCUUAAGCAUAUCUCAGAUUUCAUUCACCUUUAAUUUGGCACAAUAUCUUCAAAGUUGCCAAUGAAACAUUAAAACAUUUGCAAACAUCUCCCAGUAUCUGUUGAUGUAAUGUUGACAAAUGUCCCAUGGUACCAAGAGGUUAAAAUAUGUGAAUAUGAAGUUCGUGAAAAAUUAUAUGCAAGCUUCUGAGAAGCAGAUAGAGUGAAAUACAACUGAAUGUUUUAUACUUAUUGAUUUAAGUUAUAAUUUAGUUAUACACUUGCUAAAAGGCCCACCCACUUCUUCAGUUGAAAAAAAGGAAGCUAGUGUUUUUCUAAGAGUGUGCAGUGAAGUUAAUUCUUUAUAUCAUUAAUUUUUUCCAAAGACUGAAGUGACCAGACCUUUGUGUAUAUCUUAUGUUAUUUAAAAAGAUAUCUUAUCAGUUUUUUUAUGCUCAUACUUUUUCCAGGAUGUCAUUCAGUGAUAGUGAUUCGAGAGGAUAGCAAAUGAAACAUUUGUAUCAACAGCUAUAAAUAAAUCUCACAUUUUU
Molecule: messenger RNA, 2893 nt
Organism: Penaeus indicus
Lineage: Eukaryota; Metazoa; Arthropoda; Malacostraca; Decapoda; Penaeidae
Product: zinc finger protein 674-like
Exons: 5
Coding region: 1-1170 (389 amino acids)
Biological process (GO): regulation of gene expression
Cellular component (GO): nucleus
Source: RefSeq, a predicted model, not a curated record